This is a messenger RNA of Amaranthus tricolor (Joseph's coat), 339 nucleotides long. RefSeq lists its product as uncharacterized. Gene Ontology annotation, molecular function: protein dimerization activity. NCBI's taxonomy places the organism in Eukaryota, Viridiplantae, Streptophyta, Magnoliopsida, Caryophyllales, Amaranthaceae. The transcript is spliced from 3 exons. The coding region runs from base 1 to 339 and encodes 112 amino acids. The record is from RefSeq and is a predicted model, not a curated record.
AUGGAGUGGGUUGCUCGAAGCCUCGAUUCGAGCACAGUCGAACUCGAAGAGUCGAAGAAUUCAAAAAUCAAAAUAAUGAAGACAAAACAAGAGAAUAUUGCUUCUAUUUUUGCAAAGCUAUUGAAGCUUGUAUUGCUUCUUCCAGUGACGACAGCAAGUGUCGAAAGAUCAUUUUCCCGGAUGAAUCAUAUAAAAAGUAAAGUGCGAAACAACAUGGGAGAACAAUUGUUGAAUGAUUGCAUGAUUACCUUUUUAGAGAAGGAUUUGUUUCUCAAUGUUAGUAAUGAUGCUAUAGUACAUCGAUUCCAAAAUAUGAAAACUAGGCGAGAACAAUUGUAG